AUGUUUAAAAUAAAUAGUACAUACUUAUGGGGUGCCUAUGAUAUUUUGAUACAUGCAUACAAUGUAUAAUUAUCAAAUCAGGAUAUUUAGGAUAUCCAUUACCUCAAACAUUUAUCAUUUCUUUGUGUUGGAAACAUUUCAGAUCUAUUGUUUUUUAUCAUCUUCAUCAUCAUCAUUAGAAUCUAUGGUAGUAAUUUUUUCUCCACGUCUCGGUACCAGGAAAAGCUGUUUCCUUUGACCAGCUGGUUCACUUGUAUUACGUGGUCAUCAUGACUUGUAACUGAUUGUUAUUUCUCUCUUAGGAAGGGAACUCAAAGUCAAAUGUGUGUUCCUUCUCUUAUAACUGUAUAGGACCUUGUAGCAUAUGGUUUGUGUGGUAAACUUACCUCUGACUUUAUCUUAUUUUCCUUUUCAUUUUCUCUAUGCCCAAUUUCUUCUUUCUUUUUAAUUCUAAUACACCCUGUGAACGGUCUCAAAUCCUUUUUGAAGUAAUAUGGAAACAAACAAGUAAUUUCAUUAUAGCAUGUGCUCAUAUUGAAAUUUCAGAUUAAUUUUCAUUUAAUUUACCUUAAGCUAGCUACUUCCUCAUGACAAGGAGGAGCUAUAAUUUUUAUUAAGAUAUCUCAAAUCAUAUCAUAGUUGGGUUACUUCUGGGAAGGUUCCAUUUGACAGCUAAUCCUAUUGAUGGUGUUAGCUUUCUUUUAAGCUUUAAUUAAAAAGAAAAUUGUGAAAAUUUCAUUUCAUAGUUAUGACUUUUAUUCUCAUUUUUUUCUUUGACUUUUGCUCCAGCCAUCUCUCGUGGAUUUGGGAAGGAAAAGGGGGGCUUAUUUAAAAAACUUGUGAACCUAUAGUCUUAAGAAUAGUCUUCAGAAUAAGACUUUUAUAUUAGGUUAUAGCAUAGGCAGAGUAAAGUCUAUAUAUGUUGUUGUUGCCUUUCUUUUACAAACCAGAACAUUCAUUAAUUUAUUUGCAAUGACAAAAAAAAAGGAAUGUCCCAAAGUCUAGAAUAUUCCUGAAUAUUCUGGUUAUGUCAUUAGCAUAAUCACUUCCCCAAGCAGAUGUACAUGGGGCUGAUACUGUCUUUUUUGGGGGGAGAAUUCAAAAAAAUUUUAAUGAAUGAAAUGUCUCAAGUCUUUUUUAAAAUUUGUAGAUUCCCUCUUCCCCCCAUCCCCUUUUUUUUCUUUGUAAUUUAUCUUUUGAAGAACCUGUGUGGUUGUCCUGUAGAAUUUCCUACAGUCUGGAUUGCAGUUUGGUUAAACAUGUUGCUCUGCCCUCUCUAUAUCCUGUAAAUUGACAGUUUGAUGUAGAAGCUUGAUUAAGAUGUUAUUUUUUUGGUGGGGGGAGGACAAGACAACUUUAUAGAUAGUAUUGUGAGACACACAAAAUCUCUGGUUAUCUUUUGUGAUGUUAGCAGUUGUUGGUAUCACUAUUGGCUUUUGCUUCUUAAAAUCCUAAAGUGAUCACCAUGUUGUCUAGAAGAAAAUGGGGAGGCAUUGUCUGGAAAUGAUAGAGUCUGCUUUGUACAAAUAGGACUCCUGGUGUGACCACUUGAGAAUGAAGCAAUAUUGUGUGGAAUCAAGAAGAUCUAGGUAUCAGUCUUGGCUCCUCUGUGUAGGAGCUGUUUGAUCUUGCGUAAUCAACAAAAUCAGCAACAAUGACAGCAGCAGCUACAUUCACUUAGUGCUUGUUUUGUACCAGAUUAUGUGCUAAGUGCUUUAUAUACAUUGUGUAAUCUAAUCUUUAUAACAAUCCUGUAAGCCAGACAUUAUCAUAUUUAUUUUUGCAGUUCAGAAAUAUUAAAGUGUCCAAGGCCACAUUGCUAAGAAAUAGUGAAACAGGGAGUUCAAGCCCUUGCUUGACUCCAGUCUUGUGCUCAUAAUCACUUUGUUCUUCUAUAUCUGUAAAAGUGGGUAUACAAAUAGCUGCCUUAUCUACUUUGGGGGUCAAUUAGAUGUUGUUUGUGAAAAUGCCUUGAAAAAUAAGAUAGAUAUUAAAGUGAGAAGUACGCUGGGAUGACCAUUCAUGAGGAAAGGUGGAUGGUGGAGGCUUUGCCUAUAACUAAGUGACAGUGAAAAGUUUGGAUGGAAAGAACCCUGUGGUCAUUUUCUGACUUUCAUUUCUAUUACUAUUGCUGUUGAAAUGUGGAAGUGUUUUCUUCUCUUGUUAAAAUUGAGAGUGAUAGAGAUUUUACAGGUGGUAAAUGUUGCAUGUCAGAGGUUGCUUGAGAGUCCCUGGGUGAACAAUGAUGUCUUGGUUUUACUCCAUUUGCCAUAUAUGUAGGCUUAGUACAGAUGGGUUUAACAGAGAGAAAGAGUAUAGUCACAGUUCAGAUUCUUUUUUCUAAAAGGACAAAUAUUUGUUAAAAGUAGGAGAAAUUAUAAUUGAAUGUAUAAUAUUUUAUCUCUUUAGCUGGGUAGUGGGUAUAUAAUGUAUAUUAAAAUUAUUUUCAGUACCUCUUUAUUUGUCUGAACUAUUUUAUAAUGAAUAAAACUAUUAAAGUACUUACCACUAAUAUUUGCAUGUGUGACAGACUAAGAAAGAAAUAGGAGUGAGGUUGGUACCUUUAGGUCUGCCUGCCUGGGGCAGAGUGUAGGACUGUGCACUUUUUUUGAGACGGAGUUUCACUCUUGUCACCCAGGCUGGAGUGCAAUGGCAUGAUCUUGGCUCACUGCAACCUACGCCACCCGGGUUCAAGUGAUUCUCCUGCCUCAGCCUCCCCAGUAGCUGGGAUUACAGGCAUCUGCCACCACACCCAGUUAAGUUUUUGUAAUUUUAGUAGAGAUGGGGUUUCACCAUGUUGGCCAGGCAGAUCUCAAACUCCUGACUUUAAGUGAUCCGCCUUGGCCUCCCAAAGUGCUGGGAUUACAGGUGUGAGCCACCACGCCCGGCUGCACUUUUUUUCUUAAAGGAGACGGGGUCUUGCUCUGUUGCCCAGAUGGGAGUGAAGUGGCAUGAUCAUAGCUGACUGCAGCCUCAAACUCCUGGGCUCAAGUGACCCAUCUUGGCCUCCCAAGUAACUGGGACUACAGGCAUGCACUACCUGGCCUAGCUAAUUUUUAAAUUUUUUGUUAAGAUGGGUUCUCCCUGUGUUGCCCAGGCUGGUUUUGAACUCCUGGCUUCAAGUGAUCCUCCUGCCUCAGCCUCUUCGUAAUCCCAGACUGUUGGGAUUACAGGCGUGAGCCACUGUCUCUGGUAGUGCACUAUAUUUUCGGUAAACUUUGGUAAUGCGUUUAUCAGAAAGCCUUAGGGCUUGACCUGGACACAUUUUCUUGGUACUUUGCUUCUUGCAGUUCUUUUUGUACUCUGGGGACUUUAUUGCCAUAUUCUCUUUACUGUGGUGAAAUAUCUAGUAUUUCAUUCUGGUAUUCCCAACAAAGUUUUCCCAUUUUCUUGAGAUAUAAAUCAUAUUCCAUAAGUCACCCUGUUAAAGUGUACAAUUUGGCAGCUUUUAGUAUAUUCACAAAGUUGUACAACCAUCACCAUUGUGUAAUAUCAAACUUUUGUUUCCUCAGAAAGAAAUUCCGUGCCUGUUAGCAGUGUCUCCCCAUUCCUCCCUUCCUCAGCCACAGGCACCCACUAAUCUAUUUGCUGUCUCUAUGGAUUUGCCUAUUUUGUACAUUUCAUUUUAUUCCUAAAGAAUAGAGUCAUUCAUUCAGCAAGCAUUUAGAAGUCUACAGUGUUCAAGCUUUGUGUGCCAGCCUCAUAAAAAUGAAGAAAAUAUGGACCUUGCCCUCAAGGAACUCUCCAACUAUAGUAGAGGAGCAGAGGUUUAAUAGGCAAGAGAAAGAGAAAGGAAAACAGCUCUCUCUCUAAUGAGAGAGAGGGGACUUCGGAGAGGAAAAGAGGACAGGAGAUACGGCAAUCGUGGAUAGGAAAGGAGGAAAUUACGAUAGAAAAGUUGGAGAUCCUUUUGCUAACACCCCUUUGGGCAGUUGGAUGCUGAGUUCCAGGAUACACGUGCCAGAUCUGCAGGUUUGUUACACAGAUCUAUCCAUACUAAUGGAAAUGUAACUGGAACUGACUCUGAUGAUAAAAUCAAGGACCAUCAAGCAAGAUCAUGCAGUAGGCAACUUUGCUUCCAAAAGAAGUUACCAACAUUUAGAAUUUCUACUUAUUCUGAGUUGUUUAUAUAAUUGGCCUUAAAUGAGGUGAGAGUGAAGAGACUAGAGCCAUCUCUGGAAAACAUCAUUAUCCCAUUCCCCGGGAAGCUACCCUCUGGAACUCAAGAUUUGACCAUAUCUGUUUUGAGGAUUCAUUAUGAACAAAGAAGUCUCCCAGGUGUGAAGUUUUUCAACAUGAGUGGCCUCGGGGACAGUUCAUCCGACCCUGCUAACCCAGACUCACAUAAGAGGAAAGGAUCGCCAUGUGACACACUGGCAUCAAGCACGGAAAAGAGGCGCAGGGAGCAAGAAAAUAAAUAUUUAGAAGAACUAGCUGAGUUACUGUCUGCCAACAUUAGUGACAUUGACAGCUUGAGUGUAAAACCAGACAAAUGCAAGAUUUUGAAGAAAACAGUCGAUCAGAUACAGCUAAUGAAGAGAAUGGAACAAGAGAAAUCAACAACUGAUGACGAUGUACAGAAAUCAGACAUCUCAUCAAGUAGUCAAGGAGUGAUAGAAAAGGAAUCCUUGGGACCUCUUCUUUUGGAGGCUUUGGAUGGAUUUUUCUUUGUUGUGAACUGUGAAGGGAGAAUUGUAUUUGUGUCAGAGAAUGUAACCAGCUACUUAGGUUACAAUCAGGAGGAAUUAAUGAAUACGAGCGUCUACAGCAUACUGCACGUGGGGGAUCAUGCAGAAUUUGUGAAGAAUCUGCUACCAAAAUCACUAGUAAAUGGAGUUCCUUGGCCUCAAGAGGCAACACGACGAAAUAGCCAUACCUUUAACUGCAGGAUGCUAAUUCACCCUCCAGAUGAGCCAGGGACCGAGAACCAAGAAGCUUGCCAGCGUUAUGAAGUAAUGCAGUGUUUCACUGUGUCACAGCCAAAAUCAAUUCAAGAGGAUGGAGAAGAUUUCCAGUCAUGUCUGAUUUGUAUUGCACGGCGAUUACCUCGGCCUCCAGCUAUUACGGGUGUAGAAUCCUUUAUGACCAAGCAAGAUACUACAGGUAAAAUCAUCUCUAUUGAUACUAGUUCCCUGAGAGCUGCUGGCAGAACUGGUUGGGAAGAUUUAGUGAGGAAGUGCAUUUAUGCUUUUUUCCAACCUCAGGGCAGAGAACCAUCUUAUGCCAGACAGCUGUUCCAAGAAGUGAUGACUCGUGGCACUGCCUCCAGCCCCUCCUAUAGAUUCAUAUUGAAUGAUGGGACAAUGCUUAGCGCCCACACCAAGUGUAAACUUUGCUACCCUCAAAGUCCAGACAUGCAACCUUUCAUCAUGGGAAUUCAUAUCAUCGACAGGGAGCACAGUGGGCUUUCUCCUCAAGAUGACACUAAUUCUGGAAUGUCAAUUCCCCGAGUAAAUCCCUCGGUCAAUCCUAGUAUCUCUCCAGCUCAUGGUGUGGCUCGUUCAUCCACAUUGCCACCAUCCAACAGCAACAUGGUAUCCACCAGAAUAAACCGCCAGCAGAGCUCAGACCUUCAUAGCAGCAGUCAUAGUAAUUCUAGCAACAGCCAAGGAAGUUUCGGAUGCUCACCCGGAAGUCAGAUUGUAGCCAAUGUUGCCUUAAACCAAGGACAGGCCAGUUCACAGAGCAGUAAUCCCUCUUUAAACCUCAAUAAUUCUCCUAUGGAAGGUACAGGAAUAUCCCUAGCACAGUUCAUGUCUCCAAGGAGACAGGUUACUUCUGGAUUGGCAACAAGGCCCAGGAUGCCAAACAAUUCCUUUCCUCCUAAUAUUUCGACAUUAAGCUCUCCCGUUGGCAUGACAAGUAGUGCCUGUAAUAAUAAUAACCGAUCUUAUUCAAACAUCCCAGUAACAUCUUUACAGGGUAUGAAUGAAGGACCCAAUAACUCCGUUGGCUUCUCUGCCAGUUCUCCAGUCCUCAGGCAGAUGAGCUCACAGAAUUCACCUAGCAGAUUAAAUAUACAACCAGCAAAAGCUGAGUCCAAAGAUAACAAAGAGAUUGCCUCAAUUUUAAAUGAAAUGAUUCAAUCUGACAACAGCUCUAGUGAUGGCAAACCUCUGGAUUCAGGGCUUCUGCAUAACAAUGACAGACUUUCAGAUGGAGACAGUAAAUACUCUCAAACCAGUCACAAACUAGUGCAGCUUUUGACAACAACUGCCGAACAGCAGUUACGGCAUGCUGAUAUAGACACAAGCUGCAAAGAUGUCCUGUCUUGCACAGGCACUUCCAACUCUGCCUCUGCUAACUCUUCAGGAGGUUCUUGUCCCUCUUCUCAUAGCUCAUUGACAGAACGGCAUAAAAUUCUACACCGGCUCUUACAGGAGGGUAGCCCCUCAGAUAUCACCACUUUGUCUGUCGAGCCUGAUAAAAAGGACAGUGCAUCUACUUCUGUGUCAGUGACUGGACAGGUACAAGGAAACUCCAGUAUAAAACUAGAACUGGAUGCUUCAAAGAAAAAAGAAUCAAAAGACCAUCAGCUCCUACGCUAUCUUUUAGAUAAAGAUGAGAAAGAUUUAAGAUCAACUCCAAACCUGAGCCUGGAUGAUGUAAAGGUGAAAGUGGAAAAGAAAGAACAGAUGGAUCCAUGUAAUACAAACCCAACCCCAAUGACCAAACCCACUCCUGAGGAAAUAAAACUGGAGGCCCAGAGCCAGUUUACAGCUGACCUUGACCAGUUUGAUCAGUUACUGCCCACGCUGGAGAAGGCAGCACAGUUGCCAGGCUUAUGUGAGACAGACAGGAUGGAUGGUGCGGUCACCAGUGUAACCAUCAAAUCGGAGAUCCUGCCAGCUUCACUUCAGUCCGCCACUGCCAGACCCACUUCCAGGCUAAAUAGAUUACCUGAGCUGGAAUUGGAAGCAAUUGAUAACCAAUUUGGACAACCAGGAACAGGCGAUCAGAUUCCAUGGACAAAUAAUACAGUGACAGCUAUAAAUCAGAGUAAAUCAGAAGACCAGUGUAUUAGCUCACAAUUAGAUGAGCUUCUCUGUCCACCCACAACAGUAGAAGGGAGAAAUGAUGAGAAGGCUCUUCUUGAACAGCUGGUAUCCUUCCUUAGUGGCAAAGAUGAAACUGAGCUAGCUGAACUAGACAGAGCUCUGGGAAUUGACAAACUUGUUCAGGGGGGUGGAUUAGAUGUAUUAUCAGAGAGAUUUCCACCACAACAAGCAACGCCACCUUUGAUCAUGGAAGAAAGACCCAACCUUUAUUCCCAGCCUUACUCUUCUCCUUCUCCUACUGCCAAUCUCCCUAGCCCUUUCCAAGGCAUGGUCAGGCAAAAACCUUCACUGGGGACGAUGCCUGUUCAAGUAACACCUCCCCGAGGUGCUUUUUCACCUGGCAUGGGCAUGCAGCCCAGGCAAACUCUAAACAGACCUCCGGCUGCACCUAACCAGCUUCGACUUCAACUACAGCAGCGAUUACAGGGACAACAGCAGUUGAUACACCAAAAUCGGCAAGCUAUCUUAAACCAGUUUGCAGCAACUGCUCCUGUUGGCAUCAAUAUGAGAUCAGGCAUGCAACAGCAAAUUACACCUCAGCCACCCCUGAAUGCUCAAAUGUUGGCACAACGUCAGCGGGAACUGUACAGUCAACAGCACCGACAGAGGCAGCUAAUACAGCAGCAAAGAGCCAUGCUUAUGAGGCAGCAAAGCUUUGGGAACAACCUCCCUCCCUCAUCUGGACUACCAGUUCAAAUGGGGAACCCCCGUCUUCCUCAGGGUGCUCCACAGCAAUUCCCCUAUCCACCAAACUAUGGUACAAAUCCAGGAACCCCACCUGCUUCUACCAGCCCGUUUUCACAACUAGCAGCAAAUCCUGAAGCAUCCUUGGCCAACCGCAACAGCAUGGUGAGCAGAGGCAUGACAGGAAACAUAGGAGGACAGUUUGGCACUGGAAUCAAUCCUCAGAUGCAGCAGAAUGUCUUCCAGUAUCCAGGAGCAGGAAUGGUUCCCCAAGGUGAGGCCAACUUUGCUCCAUCUCUAAGCCCUGGGAGCUCCAUGGUGCCGAUGCCAAUCCCUCCUCCUCAGAGUUCUCUUCUCCAGCAAACUCCACCUGCCUCCGGGUAUCAGUCACCAGACAUGAAGGCCUGGCAGCAAGGAGCGAUAGGAAACAACAAUGUGUUCAGUCAAGCUGUCCAGAACCAGCCCACGCCUGCACAGCCAGGAGUAUACAACAACAUGAGCAUCACCGUUUCCAUGGCAGGUGGAAAUACGAAUGUUCAGAACAUGAACCCAAUGAUGGCCCAGAUGCAGAUGAGCUCUUUGCAGAUGCCAGGAAUGAACACUGUGUGCCCUGAGCAGAUAAAUGAUCCCGCACUGAGACACACAGGCCUCUACUGCAACCAGCUCUCAUCCACUGACCUUCUCAAAACAGAAGCAGAUGGAACCCAGCAGGUGCAACAGGUUCAGGUGUUUGCUGACGUCCAGUGUACAGUGAAUCUGGUAGGCGGGGACCCUUACCUGAACCAGCCUGGUCCACUGGGAACUCAAAAGCCCACGUCAGGACCACAGACCCCCCAGGCCCAGCAGAAGAGCCUCCUUCAGCAGCUACUGACUGAAUAACCACUUUUAAAGGAAUGUGAAAUUUAAAUAAUAGACAUACAGAGAUAUACAAAUAUAUUAUAUAUUUUUCUGAGAUUUUUGAUAUCUCAAUCUGCAGCCAUUCUUCAGGUCGUAGCAUUUGGAGCAAAAAAAAAAAAAAAAAAAAAAAAAGGAGUUUGCUUUUGUCGGGAGAUUGAAAGAUGUUUUUGUUUCUUUCUUUGUAAAGGCCUUGGAUAUUGAAAAAAUACCAAGGCAGAACAGUUGGACAAUCUAUUUCUUGAGCCAAAUUUAAUUAUUCUUAUUUUUGUAAUCAGUCAUUGGCUUCUUAUCUGGAUGAAGGCUUUUGGAGGAGAACCAAAACGACAAGUUCCAAGAAGAAGAUGAAGCUCCGCCUCCGCCGCUUAGUCCCAACCCUGCCCAGGAAGAAGGGCCCGUGGGGCUUUGCCUGUGCCCGUCCACCAAAGGCUGUCAUGUGUCUCGAAAUCAGCAGCCCUCCCCAUCCCAAUCCCAGGCAGCUUGUGUGUACAAUCAGCUUCUCUAGCAACUCUGUAUCUGUUGGCUUCAAGAGAAUAUUUUGCCUCCACAUAUGUACCCCUUCUCCUUUUUUUAAAGAUGGAUUUAAACCAAGAUGCCUCCAGGAAAGAGGACGAAAUGAGUAUAUUCACAGAGGAAUCCAAAAAAUACAGUUUGGGGGAAAAUGCAAUAAUUUUUGAUGAGAUGGGUGAAGGACAAGAAGUGAGUUGUGUCAAUUAUUGUAGAUACAAUUUUCUGAUUAAAUCUGGAAAAAUAAAAGGCAGCCUGUUUUUUCUGCUUUUAUUGUAUUAACAGCUGAGGUAGCUAAAGUUAUUUAAAAUAAAAUUAAAUUUAUGAUCCAAGUAGCUUAUUUUUCCCUUUAAAUCUCAUUGUAAAUAUAUUUGAUUUCUUGUAGAAAUUGAUUUCCUUCUGUUUAAUUUUAUGCUUUUAUUAUACUCUUGAUUUUUCUAAAUUUGUGUGUGAAAUAUAACAUUGAUUGAAUUGCAGUUACAUUUGGUUAGUAAUAUUUCAUUAUUUUAAUAACUGUGAUGUCAUGUAUGGAUUUACUUUGGGGUUCAAAUCAAAAUGUCACUGCCAGAAAGAGCUGUUCCAGCUGAUCUAGAGCAUACUGCCCUAGAGUGUCCCUGGGAUCAUCUGAACAGAAGUGCACAGGCUACUUGUACAGAGAAAAAAUUAAUACUCAAAGGAAAUCUUCAUUUUUUAGAUUGACUUUGGGAAUUUGAAUUUUCAUCAGUGCAAAUAUAAAUUUCUCUAUCCUGCUCUGAGGCUAAUUGGUACCAUAUUUUCCCUUUGUGUCUUGUGACUCUGCCACAUCCCAUCUCAUCCUGGCCUCUGAGUCAAGAACCCAGUGAACUGACUUUCUAGUUCUAGAAGUUCCGCUGCAAGGCCAGGAAAGCUUGAGAAAGGUAUUGUGGAAGAAGCAAAGGUAGACCCCCAUCACUCACCUUUGUCUGCAUCCCUGGGCCUGUGAAUGAUGACAGCACCUGACAUUCUGCACCAGCUACCUCUGCCUCCAUGGCAGAGAAAAGGCCAUAAGAACAGUGGAAGAGGAGCAUGGACUCAGACUUCAAGGAAGAAGCCAUUUCCCCAGGUCCUUCCUUCUGCAUCUCACCACCCCUAGUUACAAAUAACUCCAUUGAACAGCAUCUAUUCAGAAACUAUGCCGAAUAAAAAGAUUGGUGGAAGGGCUCAUGUGGUUAGCAACUAUGAAACAGAAAUAGGACACUCAGUUACAAACAUUAUCUCCUUUAGUUUUUCAGAAAAUGCAUCCCUGAUUUCAUUCAUUUCCAGCUUGAAAGCCAGCCAUAUUACUCUAGUCCCUACCAAACUGCUCUAGAAGGUCAUUUCCAUUUUGUUUGUGAUAUUUAGACGCGCAGACUUCAGGAAGUUCACCUUUAACUUCAGCAUUCCAGAUGAAGUUUCCUGACUCAGUGCUUUUGCAUAAGGAACUAGAAAAAAAAAGUAAGGAAAAUUGGAGAUGCUAACAUCCUCCCCCAUCCCAACUGCACCUUAAAAUAUGCAUGUCACCUUCAAGGUUUUAUAAUUGCACUGUUUGUUUUAUGUAUGUACAGAUUAAAAUUAUUGCUACAUUUGAGGAAAAUAAAAUUGCUUGCUUCUAUGUAAUUCCUGUCAUUCCACAGGAAAUUCACUUUUCCAGCUACUGAAUAGAAUUUGUUUAACAACCUCAUGGGUUGCCUCUUCAUUUACAGGGAAGAAAUGAAAUGUACAUCUGCAGAAAUUGCCAAAGCCCAAAUUAACGAGUAUUAUAAAAGGAUAAUAAAGCAUCCCUGAAGCCAAA
Homo sapiens (human) is the source of this 10932-nucleotide messenger RNA. RefSeq names its product nuclear receptor coactivator 1 (gene NCOA1). Bases 4296 to 8621 code for a protein of 1441 amino acids. Gene Ontology annotation, cellular component: transcription regulator complex; nucleus. Lineage: Eukaryota; Metazoa; Chordata; Mammalia; Primates; Hominidae. The record is from RefSeq and is a predicted model, not a curated record. Gene Ontology annotation, biological process: positive regulation of female receptivity; cerebral cortex development; estrous cycle. Gene Ontology annotation, molecular function: chromatin binding; DNA binding; nuclear retinoic acid receptor binding. The transcript is spliced from 25 exons.